This is a messenger RNA of Alternaria arbusti, 1035 nucleotides long. RefSeq lists its product as uncharacterized. The transcript has 2 exons. NCBI's taxonomy places the organism in Eukaryota, Fungi, Ascomycota, Dothideomycetes, Pleosporales, Pleosporaceae. The record is from RefSeq and is a predicted model, not a curated record. Bases 1 to 1035 code for a protein of 344 amino acids.
AUGCCCUCCAAGCAGCCUGCGGUGGCUGCACAUGACCGCGCAACGACCUCAUAUGCGCCAGAGUCACUUGUGUUCCCUCUCUUGACCAGUCUAGCUGACAUUGUAUUCCCAGACGACCUUCCUACCGAGCACGAACUACAGGCGUUCAGCAUUCGAGUAGAGAUGAAGCCUGGCGUCUUCAUGCCAAUUGGCCCGGUGAAGGGUCUGGAGUGCCCGAUAGUCAAUUGCCUGCCGCCAUCCGGACCGUACUACGACGAGUUCAUUCUCAAAAGCGCCUUCGGCGAAGUCAUGUUCGAUCUGUACGCUAACGGCGAGAUCCGCAAGGCUCACGGCCACAAGGUGGUCAAGACACAGCACCUUCGCCCCGGCGUUGGCGAAUUCUUAUACCUCGUCAAAGCUGGAGUGGUGCACAGCUUCCGAAAGUUCACGGACGUUGUCAAGGUAAACCAAGAUCAUCCGCUCGUACGUGAGCUCUACCGCACGACCUCGAUGCGACUACAUACGCCGGGAAUGACUGUCUGGUCUAAGUCAGGGAAGGGUCAAAAGCAGUCAAGGCCAAGCGUUGAAGGGCCUUUAAAUCCUGGGGGCAUUAUUUCGCAUGUGCCGGAAGAAGUGCAGCAAGCGCAAACGCCGGUAUACAGCUCAACCCCUAAUGACAGGGAUUUCAACCACGGCGUGGAUUUCAGUCGUGAUCCCAGGCUUAUGGCUCGGCGCGUGAUAGACGAAGAGGAUGGGGUACUUGGUGGUGGAAUCGCACCGAUUGUCGAUCAGCCAGUGAUACAUGAGUCUGGCGAUGGCGAUAUUGAAGCGAGCGCCUCCGAACAAGACUUGUCACACCAGUCUGAGCGGAUCCGCUUCCUGGAGGCCGAGAACAGGCGCCUAGUCGAAGAACUUCAGCAAGCUCGCAUUCAGUUGGUUGCGAAAGACGCUCGCCUUGCUAAGUUGACGGGUGACGGCGUCUCAACGGGCACAAGCGCCCCAGGACCUGAGGAGUGUGCAGCAUCUGAGGCGAUAUGCUCCCGCUUUCGCGAGUAG